AUGACCGUACCGCAAAGCUGCACUGUGCUGGUUAUCGGAGGAGGACCCGCCGGUUCAUAUGCAGCAGCAGCUUUGGCUCGCGAGGGGAUCGAUACAGUCCUACUGGAGGCAGACAAAUUCCCCAGGUAUCAUAUUGGCGAAAGCACUCUUCCCUCCCUACGCCAUUUCUUCAAAUUUAUAGACUUUUACGAUACCUUCGAUGCUCACGGAUUUUACCACAAGAACGGCGCAGUUUUCCGACUCGCACAAGCUCAGCCUGAUGCCUAUACGGACUUUCUUGAAGCAGGCGGUCCUGAUGCGUACGCUUGGAACUUAGUCCGAUCAGAGUCCGACGAUUUGCUCUUUAGACACGCGGGGACCUGUGGUGCUCACAUCUUUGACGAAACCAAGGUCGACACAAUUCAAUUCGAACCACACAUUAGUGAAAGCUCAAAGCCAGAUAGUGAUGAUAACAAAAUAUUGAAUCCAGGACGACCUGUGUCUGCCACAUGGGUCCGCAAAGACGGCAGUUCUGGAUUCAUCGCAUUGAAGUACCUGGUGGAUGCUAGCGGGAGGAAUGGCAUACUGAGCACGAAGUAUCUUAAGAACCGGAAAUUUAACGAUAACUUCAAAAAUUUUGCAAACUGGGCUUACUGGAAGACUGACAAUCUGUACGGUCUUGGGACGCACAUGGAAGGUUCGCCGUACUUUGAGGCAUUAGACGACGCCAGUGGCUGGGCUUGGUUUAUGCCACUACACGAUGGCACUCGCUCCGUGGGAGUUGUUCAGGACCAGAAACUUGUGACUGAAAAGAAGCGAGAGCUAGGACGUCCCUCGACCUUGGACUUCUAUAAGCAGUGCGUCGAAAAGGCUCCCAGGACUAGCAAACUCCUCUCGGGAGCGGAGAUAGUCACCACUGUCAGAACGGCCUCAGAUUGGUCUUAUACCGCGUCAACUUAUCACAUACCAAAUGCACGCAUCUGUGGGGACGCCGGAAGUUUUAUUGACCCCUUGUUCUCCUCGGGUGUCCAUCUCGCUGUGACAGGCGGUCUCUCAGCGGCAGCUACCAUUGCAGCCUCGAUCAGGGGCGACUGUGAUGAGGAGACGGCGGGGUCGUGGCACUCCAAGAAAACGGUUGAGAGCUAUACUCGAUUCUUCUUGGCGGUUAGCAGUGCUACGAAGCAGAUCCGUGAACAGUAUGAGCCUAUUAUUCAAGACAUGGAGGAGGAAGGAUUUCAAAGAGCUUUUGAUCUUCUGAGACCAAUCAUUCAAGGUACCGUCGAUGCCGAUGAUACAGGGAAAAUAUCCCACUCCGAAAUAUCCAAGGCACUCGAGUUCUGCUUUAGGGCUUUCACAUAUGUCCCGCCAGAGAAGAAGGACGCACUGUUUGAGAAGCUGAAGAACCUUGGCGUUGGAUCCGGACAAAAGGACGCGAGAGAGGCAAAGAUACUGGAUGGCUUAGAACAACACCUUACAACGGACGAGCUACAAGUGCUGGAAAUACUACGAAGUAGGCGUAUGAUUCGUGAAGACCCCUUCGAGAUGGAUAGCUUCACCCUCGACACUAUCGACGGAAUGGCACCGAAUUUAGUACGGGGUAAACUGGGGCUUGUUAAAUCUAAUCAGGCCAAAAUCGAUAGGGCUCAUUUCUAUUCACCGCAAUUUCUGGACGGUAAGGCCCCGGGGAUUAGGGAUGAAAGCAUUUUUCUGCCUACGUCAAGGGUUCAACUUGCAUGA
Molecule: messenger RNA, 1716 nt
Organism: Aspergillus tubingensis
Lineage: Eukaryota; Fungi; Ascomycota; Eurotiomycetes; Eurotiales; Aspergillaceae
Exons: 6
Coding region: 1-1716 (571 amino acids)
Molecular function (GO): monooxygenase activity
Source: RefSeq, a predicted model, not a curated record